Messenger RNA from Rhinolophus ferrumequinum (greater horseshoe bat), 8154 nucleotides. It is a transcript of the gene INPP4A, whose product is annotated as inositol polyphosphate-4-phosphatase type I A. Gene Ontology annotation, molecular function: phosphatidylinositol-3,4-bisphosphate 4-phosphatase activity. The transcript has 26 exons. Bases 377 to 3391 code for a protein of 1004 amino acids. Gene Ontology annotation, cellular component: cytoplasm. Lineage: Eukaryota; Metazoa; Chordata; Mammalia; Chiroptera; Rhinolophidae. The record is from RefSeq and is a predicted model, not a curated record.
GCUUCGGGCUGCGGCUGGUUGGCGGCCGGGCUGGGCGCCGCGGGCCGGCGCAAGAGGACCAGCGUGUGGAGCCGGGCCGGAGCCCGCGACUUGGCGACUCAGCGGCGGCGCUGCAGCUGCGGGGCUCGGGCGCGCGGCCCGCAGGAACGAGGACGGCGGGGCAGCCCGGCGCGGGCGCCGCGGGUCGGGGCGCGGCAGACGAUGGACUUGGAUAUGCCUCUAUGAAGAAAUGCCACGUGUCUCUACUGGUCCGGGAACAAACAUGUUCGGACUGCUGCCACCUUAGGGGACCAGGGCUCGGUGACUGCGCUUCCCGGGGACUCAGGAGCCCGGGGUCUGACCCAGGAAUAGGAAGCACAUCAUCACCAAUGACAUCAUGACAGCAAGAGAGCACAGCCCUCGCCAUGGUGCCAGGGCCCGUGCGAUGCAGCGGGCUUCCACCAUCGACGUGGCGUCUGACAUGCUUGGCCUCUCGCUGGCAGGAAACCUGCAAGAUCCAGAUGAACCCAUUUUAGAAUUCAGCUUAGCUUGCAGUGAGCUGCACACUCCCUCGCUAGACCGGAAACCAAAUAGCUUUGUAGCAGUAAGUGUGACCACCCCUCCUCAGGCCUUCUGGACGAAGCACGCGCAGACGGAGAUCAUUGAGGGAACCAACAAUCCUAUAUUUUUAAGCAGUAUUGCCUUCUUCCAAGACUCCCUUAUCAAUCAAAUGACUCAAAUCAAACUCUCCGUGUAUGAUGUCAAAGACAGAUCUCAGGGAACAAUGUAUUUACUGGGCUCUGGGACAUUUGUUGUCAAGGAUCUGCUCCAGGACAGGCACCAUCGGCUGCAUUUAACACUCAGGUCUGCAGAGAGCGACCGCGUGGGUAACAUCACCGUGAUCGGCUGGCAGAUGGAGGAGAAGUCGGAUCAGCGGCCUCCUGUGACCCGGUCUCUGGACACCGUCAAUGGGAGGAUGGUCCUGCCCGUCGAUGAGAGCUUGACCGAGGCGUUGGGACUCCGGUCCAAACAUGCUUCAUUGCGGAAAGACACUUUACUGAAAUCGGUAUUUGGUGGCGCCAUCUGCCGCAUGUACCGGUUUCCCACCACCGACGGCAACCACCUGCGGAUCCUGGAGCAGAUGGCAGAGAGCGUGCUCUCCCUGCACGUGCCCCGGCAGUUCGUGAAGCUCCUUCUGGAGGAAGAUGCGGCCAGAGUGUGUGAGCUGGAGGAGUUGGGGGAGCUGUCCCCUUGCUGGGAGAGCCUCCGGCGCCAGAUCGUCACUCAGUACCAGACCAUCAUCCUCACGUACCAGGAGAACCUGACUGACCUCCAUCAGUACAAAGGUCCCUCAUUUAAAGCAAGCAGUUUGAAAGCAGAUAAAAAGUUGGAAUUUGUUCCCACAAACUUGCACAUACAGAGGAUGAGAGUUCAAGACGAUGGAGGAUCAGAUCAGAGCUACGACGUCGUCACCAUUGGGGCGCCUGCAGCACACUGCCAAGGGUUUAAGUCAGGAGGCCUCCGCAAAAAGCUGCACAAAUUUGAAGAGACUAAGAAACACAGUUUUGAGGAGUGUUGUACGUCGUCCAGCUGCCAGUCCAUAAUCUACAUACCACAGGACAUUGUCAGAGCCAAGGAGAUCAUCGCCCAGAUCAACACCCUGAAAACCCAAGUGAGUUACUACGCAGAGCGGCUCUCGAGGGCGGCCAAGGACAGGUCUGCCACUGGCCUCGAAAGAACACUCGCCAUCUUGGCAGACAAGACCCGGCAGCUGGUCACCGUCUGCGACUGCAAGUUGCUGGCCAAUUCCAUCCAUGGGCUGAAUGCUGCGCGGCCCGACUACAUCGCCUCCAAGGCUUCCCCCACCUCGACCGAGGAGGAGCAGGUCAUGCUCAGGAAUGACCAGGACACCCUCAUGGCCAGGUGGACGGGCAGGAACAGCCGGUCUUCUCUGCAGGUAGACUGGCACGAGGAGGAGUGGCUGACCCAAAUGAGCCUCUUGGUUUGGAAGGAGAAAGUGUGGCUGAACGUGGACAAGAGCCUGGAGUGCAUCAUCCAGCGGGUGGACAAGCUGCUGCAGAAGGAGCGGAUGCAUGGUGAGGGCUGUGAGGACGUCUUCCCCGGCGCGGGCAGCGGCACCAGCAAGAAAGGUAACCGGAAUAGCCACGCGUACUGGAUCACACCGGAGCACCCCUUCUGUGACGCCCCCGCCUCACCACGCCCCUCCACCACGCCCUCCGCUGCAUGCCAUCCUCACCUGACCACACAUUGCAGCCCCCCUCCUGAAGAGUCCAGCCCAGGUGAAUGGAGCGAGGCUCUUUAUCCCCUGCUUACCACGCUCACAGACUGCGUGGCCAUGAUGAGCGACAAGGCCAAGAAGGCGAUGGUCUUCCUGCUCAUGCAGGACAGUGCUCCCACCAUAGCCACCUACCUGAGCCUGCAGCACCGCCGGGACGUGGUCUUCUGCCAAACUCUGACUGCUCUCAUCUGUGGCUUCAUCAUCAAGCUGAGGACCUGCCUGCACGAUGACGGCUUCCUGCGGCAGCUCUAUACCAUUGGGCUGCUCGCCCAGUUUGAGAGCCUGCUGAGCACCUACGGUGAGGAGCUGGCCAUGCUGGAGGACAUGAGCCUUGGGAUCAUGGACUUGAGGAACGUGACCUUCAAGGUCACUCAGGCCACUUCCAGCGCAUCGGCUGACAUGCUGCCCGUCAUCACAGGAAAUCGGGAUGGGUUCAACGUGCGCAUCCCUCUGCCCGGCCCGCUGUUCGACGCGCUGCCGCGGGAGAUCCAGAGCGGGAUGCUGUUGCGGGUGCAGCCUGUUCUCUUCAACGUGGGCAUCAAUGAGCAGCAGACGCUGGCCGAGAGGUUUGGCGAUACGUCUUUACAAGAAGUUAUCAACGUGGAGAGUUUGGUGCGCUUGAAUUCCUACUUUGAGCAGUUUAAGGAAGUUUUGCCCGAGGACUGCUUGCCACGGUCCCGGAGCCAGACGUGCCUGCCCGAGCUGCUGCGGUUUCUGGCCCAGAACGUCCACGCCAGGAAGAACAAGAACGUGGACAUCCUCUGGCAAGCUGCUGAGAUCUGCCGCCGUCUCAAUGGGGUCCGGUUCACCAGCUGCAAGAGCGCCAAGGACCGCACGGCCAUGUCGGUGACGCUGGAGCAGUGCCUGAUCCUGCAGCACGAGCACGGCAUGGCCCCGCAAGUCUUCACCCAGGCCCUGGAGUGCAUGCGCAGCAUUGGAACACGGGAGGUAGUCACCCAGAAGAACUUGAGCGGCCUGGUACCCAUCCGAGACUUAAGGCUAGACCCCAGCCUCCUCUGUUCCAUCCCUUUAUUAGCGCUGAGCCCCAAUUUACUGAUUGUGUGGCUCUUUCUGAGCAUAGCAUACCUGGUGACCAAAUUGCGUUGCAAAUGAAUGUCAUUAUGAAAAAUUAAAUAAGUCACAAGAAAAACAAAAGUGCCAGAAUAUGUCCAGCCACCGCGCACCUAACUGGACAGAAGGAAUGUGUCAAAGCGAGGUCUGCCAAGAAAUAUUCCAUGCCUUACAGUUUGACGUUUUGUUGUUCUGAACUGUAAAUACCUGCCCAGUUAUUUCACCAAGAAGACUUGUUCGUUUACAUCCUACAGUUUUUAGUGCUUGUAACAUGUUCCUCCAGUGCCCUGUGACUGCAUUGUUUAGCUGGCCUGUACCGAAUCUCUUCCCUUCUGAUGUAAAGCUGUUUACUAAUUACCUGUCUCUCUCAUGUGCCCCGUUUCCCAGAGAAAGGAAUUCUGUCUGAAAAGAAUGUGCAUACUUGAUACUAUUCUUUACAUGUUCUGCAUACCCUUCCUUUCCUUUUGAAGAGCAAUGAAAAUGAUAGGCGCUUUAUAAGUGGGUCAUCUACAUAAGCCUAUUUGAUAGGACACGUACUUCUGCUUUCAUUUCAAAGCGUAGUUCCUUAACUUACGGUAGCAAACAGUUUGCAGCAUCAUAACAUUUCCUUGCCUAUGUUUAUCAUUUCCAAGUUGAGAUGACACAAAGCUGUGAAUACAGUAGCACAUUAUACCAAGUCAGGCACAUAAAAAUAACGCAUUGCAUGUGACUUUUGAGUUACUCUUUUACAUCCUUAAGGAUCAUUAAACUGAUUACAGGGAUUAAUGCAUUUAGUAACAAAAGGCUGUUCAAGUGAUAUACGUUUAUUUUUCUUGAAAUAGCAUUUUUUCAUUUUAAAAACUGCAUCUUUAAAUUCAGAUUAAAGUCCAGACAUCUUUUCUCUCUUAUGAAUCAAAUGUCUGUUAAUAAUGGGAAAAAAAAAAAAAAGUCAAAGAAAAGUGACCAAAAAAAAAAAAAAAUGAGGCCUACCUUUUGGGCAGUUGUGCCAAGGGGAGCUGUGAGAGAGAGUUGCUUUGGUUUUUGCUAUUAUCACUUAAUUUUAACAAGGCACUGUCUAUAAAAUGGGACAGUUUAUAACCUUGACAUUCACAUUUGACAGAAGGGUAGUUGUACACCUGUAAAGGUAACAAUAAGGGGGAAAUUCCUCAGACCUUGUAUCAGAAAUACUCAGUGCUUCUCUGUCUUCCAGUUUUGACCUCCAGCUGGUUCCCCAUACACUGUAUUUUAUGAAAGUGGAUUUUUUUUUUUUUAACCAGUCUAGAAAAAUUUAGGUGAAUUCAGAGAAGCUGCCUUUUCCGGGAACUUUACACCCACGUGUGCACAAAAACCCAGCCCACCACAGACUCUGGCCUCUCUUCCCUCUCCACGACUUCCAGAACUUACUCUGGGAUUUGUCUGUUCGGUAUGAGAUCUGGGUCUGGGUUCCAGGAAUCACAGAAGCAGUUAGCAGUGAGUGACAAAUGCUAGGCUCAGGCUGUAAAUUCUAAAGUGGAAGACUGUCCUUCUCACGCGAUCGGAGUAUGGCAGGGGCCCUGGGGCAGGUGUCACACCUAUGGCUGAGUCCAGUCUUCUCACAAGUGCAAUGUGGUCACUGUCUUUUCUAGAAUGAGUGAGGUGGCUGUUGUGUGACACAGCAGCUGACAUCCUUCAGUAGGCUCUCCGAGUGCCAGUGACAGGCAGUGGAGAGGUGUAGAACAUGACCCUGGGUGCUAGAUGAGGCCCUGUCCAGAUUCUUUGAGGAGUGUGUUUACCACUAGCCCUCCUUCAAACUAAGGCACAAACAUCAGCCCUGUAAGACCCUUUCGUUUACUUUAUAUAAAGGAUGGAAAAGACCACAGAUGCGCUUAGUCCCCGCCCACAGCUCCCCAAUCACUGCAAUGGGUAAAGCGCUCCUAAGGCCCUGUGGUGGUGACACGUGCUUGUGCCCACCUCCAGGCGGGCAGAGGCCAUGCACAGGUGAGGGGUCCCUUCUGACUGCAGACAGCAUGCCCUCUUCUUCCUGGGGCCCGUGGGUGCAUCUGUGACACUGUCCAGAAACUCCCUGAGGGCCCAUCACCCAGCAAAGGGAGGCCAUGCCCCCUGGAGGAGCCCCUCCAGGGGGCCUGAUGGACACCAGAGGCUGCCCCCCAGCUGUCAUGCUGCCCACCAGGCCUUCCUGCCUCGUGUAGGUUUGGCUGCUCGGUUGACGGGAAAUGGAUGGGAGGGAGGGAGGGUAGGUGUUUUGGUUUUCUCUUCAGGGACCAGGUCAAAAGGCAACGCAUUGUAACUUUACAGGGUCAGCACAAGGAAAGACUCCAUCAGCCUAGGCUGUGGGUUGUUGGUGUGUUUUUUUGUAGAAUAUCUGAGAAAAGAGACUCUGUAUGCAUACCCUCUGUGCUAAGCUUUAAUGUCACUAAGGCCUUUUACCCGUUAAAUCAGGCUAAAUGUGUAUGUAGAAUCUUUUCUGCUUUAGUGAGAAAUAGGCAGGAUGAAACAAAGAGGAGAAGAUGACUCAGGAAAGGGGAAUUGCUGAGAUUUGGUGAUGGUUUUCAAGCUGCUUCUCGGUUGGUGUGAGCACUGAGACCUGGUCGCAGGCAGCCACUCUGUACUCUCAGGGUCACUAAGCACCGAUGUUCAGAUGGGUUCUAAAGUGGGCGAUCCCCACAUGAAAGGGAAAACCAGAGGCGUCCCUAAAAUGAGUUGUCAUUCGGGUUUUCAUUCUGAUUUUUUCAUUUAAAAAAUGGAUGUCCUCAAAAAGAAAUAAUUUAUGGUAUAAUGUAUUCAGCCAGUUAAAGCAGUAAUUAGCUUCUUCAACACGUAAAUAAAAGAUAAUGUUUAUGUUCACACAUUAUUCUUUGCUCCUCAAAGCAGUUUGGCAUUUGCUCGUGAUUGAUGGUUUCUGAGAAGUACACACACUUCUGUGUAAAUAGAGAAGCCAUAUCUGACAGAGUCCGAUAAUGUGAGAGUUUGCAAAGAUUAAAUGAGAUGAACUGUGCAUAGAACUAGAGCUUCUGCUUUAAGUGGAAAUAUAUUUUUAUUUGAUUACUGGAUGUGAGCAAACACUAGGGCUCCUUGCACGUGAGGCCUAGUGUUCCGCUCAGAUGACCCGCGUCUUGCUGAAGCCUGAGGCCUGAUUACAGGGAAGCACAUUGGAGUCACUAAAUUACUUAAUAACAAGCAGGUGGAUACGUUUCUGAGCUACCUGAGCUUACCUUUUAAAUAAAAUUGCUGUCUUACCAAAAAUAUUUUACAUGUUCUUGAAAAUGAGACUGUCAUUUUCACUUUAAAAGACUCGAGCACUUGCCACUGAUACAUUUUUUAAAAUGCAUGACAUAAUGGUGUUCAUAUGAUUGGAAAUAUUUUUUUUAAAUCACUGUUUCUUGGUAACGGAAAAUUUUACAUCUCAGAAGGGGUAUUUUGUACUGAAUUUGAUAACUAGUUGAUGUAAUUGCAAGUCUCAGAAUAUUAUAAAAAUAUAAAGUUAGACUAUGCUAUAGGAAGUCAUUUAUAUUCAGAAUCGCUUUUGCCUAUUAAUUUGUGGUCUACAAUGGAACCCUUCCCAGAGAACUCCCCUGAUGCUUCGUUGGGGAACGGGAGGCCUGCCUCACCCCUCAUCCUCCUGCUCCAUGUUUGGUUUGCCCACUGGGUUGCCAUGACAACCCCCCAUCAAAUGUAGCUGGAGCCGAUUGCCAGCAGCAGGCUGUCUAGGGAAGGGCACUGGUGGGCUCAGUGGCACUCUUCUGAGAGGCGACCACAAUAAGGGCAGCCCGCCUGGAAAAAGCAUCUGGCUGCCACCAGGACACUUCAGUGGGGGUCACUCCUUCACGACGCUCCAGCCCUGAUACUCGUGCAGACCCACGGUGCAGCCGUCGCCUGGGCCCUGGAUUGCUUUGUACCUGCCCAGGAGACAGCAUGUUAGAGCUGCCUUCUCAGCCAGAUGGCUUUGCCCCAUAUUGAAUUCUGCAAGGAAAAUCAGCAUUUUGAAUUUGAGGUGAUUCUAUGUUGCUAACAUAGAAAAACACAGCUCUCUUAAGGCUUGGGUAAGAGUCCACUAUUUAUUUUCCCAUUUAAUUCGCCGUGUAUCAGAAGCUCUGAACCACUAGUUAUGCCAGACUCUCAGACAACUACACGUGAAAUACAUGAAACCAUUAACUUAAAUAAAAAGUUUGCUUCCACUUAGAUACAGUGCUGCUUUUGGAAACGCAGGACUCGCAGUCCCAUUGCGCAUGUGUCCAUCUCUGUGCUUCUUAACAGCCUUGUUCAGAAACCCACCAUCCUAUGUGUGUAUUGUUGUAAAUAGUCCGGCACCCAUUUAAAUGAAUCAAGCUUUUUUUUUUUUUUUUUAAUGCUAUGAGAAUAAUCAGUUCAUUUCAUCUUAGUUUAAGUCUUUUCUUUUUUCCUUUUUUACUGCUGUCACUUCUUGUGCUUGUUUUUUCCCCAGUGAGGGUUGUCGAAGAGAAAAUACAAUGAAGAAUGUUGGAAGUCGCAAAUAUGCGUUUAAUUCCCUGCAGCUGAAGGCUUUCCCCAGGCAUUACAGGCCUCCCGAAGGGACUUACGGCAAGGUCGAAACGUGAACACACGGUGUCCUCUAAUUAGCUGUCACAUAACAAUGUGGGUACCCUCUAGUGUCAUAUAGGAAUUCUUCAAGAAGAUCUGAAGGAUUGGAUUUUAUUUUUGUGUUUUUAAAAACUCUUCCACUAAAGAGCCUAUGAAGCAUGCCCUCGCACCUCCCCCUGCUCCCCCCGACCCCCACCCCCACCUUGGAAUCAGUAGCAGGUGACAUUUGGCUCGAUAGUGUGAAUAGUAAUGACAGUCCAUUUAAACAC